Wasmannia auropunctata (little fire ant) is the source of this 1573-nucleotide messenger RNA. RefSeq names its product peroxisome assembly protein 12 (gene Pex12). Gene Ontology annotation, molecular function: ubiquitin-protein transferase activity; protein binding; zinc ion binding. NCBI's taxonomy places the organism in Eukaryota, Metazoa, Arthropoda, Insecta, Hymenoptera, Formicidae. The record is from RefSeq and is a predicted model, not a curated record. Gene Ontology annotation, cellular component: peroxisomal importomer complex; peroxisomal membrane. Bases 294 to 1286 code for a protein of 330 amino acids. The transcript has 7 exons. Gene Ontology annotation, biological process: protein monoubiquitination; protein import into peroxisome matrix.
UGAUUAUACUGUGGCUCGACGCUCCCAUGUAAAGGCACCUUUAGGAAAGCAAAGUUACUUUUAAUGAUUUGUAAUUAUUUUUACAGUGUUAAACGUUUCUAUUUUAACGUAAAAGCAUACGUAAAUAUGUCGAAGAAAUACACUUUUAUCGAAAUAUAACUACAAUUUAAAUACUUUUUCCUGUCAAGUGUAUAACUGGUAUGAACUUUGUAGCUGUUACGAAAGCAUGACAAGCAUGAUAAAUAGUAAUUUUAUAUUAACCUCAAGAACAGUUUGCUCCAGACAAAGCGACUAUGGCAGAGAAAGGUGCUCAUUUGACUGGAACUGUGUAUAUCAGGCCUUCUAUCUUCGAAAUUAUUGCACAGGAAUCGCUUGCAUCCACUCUCGAACCGGCUUUUAAAAAGAUUUUUUCGUUUCUUGUAUCUUUUAAUCCUGAAAGAUAUGGAUAUAUUCUUGAAUGGGUAGAUGAAGGUUAUUUAAUUUUUAAUGUACUUCUUCAACGAUAUUACCUAAGAAAAUAUUCUGCAUCGUUUUCAGAAACAUUUUAUGGUUUGAAGCGUGUCACAGUAGUAAAUUCUAAGUUACAAGAAGAACUAUCACAUAAACAACAAAUACUAUCGUUAAUAUUAAUAGUGAUACUUCCAUAUUUAAAGAAUAAACUUAUGCAACUUAAUUCAAAAUAUAAACUUCAAGAAAUAAACGGUUGUACAUUAAGAGAGAGGAGGCAACAGCUUUUCCGUAAAUGUGUCAUUAAAGGACAUUCAAUUCUUUUUAUAACAUAUGAAACUCUCAUGCUAUAUAAUUACAUACUUUAUGUAUCUGAGAAAUCAAUGUAUCCAUCACUCUUACUAAGGCUACUAUCUGUUACAUUGACGUAUGCUGAUCCACAAUCUGCUCUCACUAUCAGCGAAUUAUUAAGGAAAAUAAAAUAUAAUUCAUUCACUGUUGAUGAUGGGUGGAAUAUAUUUCAAAGAAUUGUUACUGGAUCUCUUGAAUUAGGAGCUUUUUUCUUACAGUUUCUUUCUUGGUGGAGUCAGGAAAAUUAUGACAUGGAUAUUAUGAGUCUUCCAGUUCCACCACCACCAAAGGUGUCAAAAGUAGCGCAGCAGUAUAAAGGAAUUUGUCCGCUUUGUCGCAAGCCUCAUCAUAUACAUACCGUGCUUAUGAUAUCUGGUUAUGUAUUUUGUUAUCAAUGUAUUUUAUCGGAAAUACGGAUAAAAAAGAAAUGUCCAAUAACACAUUAUCCUGCCAAAGAAGAUGAUUUAAUACGUCUGUAUAUAGAAUAAUUUAUUAUGCACGCAUGUAAUAUCUAUAAUUUUGUAUAUGUAGAAUAUACUAAAUGUAAAUAUACUAAAUGUAAAUAUAAAGAAUUCAGAGUGUUGAGAAAAGAAGUUGGAUUUAUUCAUUUUAUAAACGAAUUGUAUAUUUUAGGAAAACUAUUUAAUUCUGUCUUUAGUUACAUACAUGUGCGCGCGCGCAUAUAAAAUGAUCAUUCCAACACAUUGUCAAAACUUGGUUUCGUGACGGAACACCACAAAUGUACAUAUGAAAAUAAAAUCUCGUUUGAGAAAAA